Molecule: messenger RNA, 1828 nt
Organism: Paramecium sonneborni
Lineage: Eukaryota; Ciliophora; Oligohymenophorea; Peniculida; Parameciidae
Source: the annotation of a GenBank genome assembly
AUUCGUUUUUUAGAAUGGCUAACACUUGCCUAUAUUCACUAAUAAACUCAUCAGAUGACACUUGUCAAUAUGCAAAGGAUAAUUGUAAUGAUCAAACAAUAUUCCCAUUUACACAUUAUUAUUUUUGCUAACUUGAUCAAAAUUGGGUGAUAUUAAUCUUAAUAGCUGUAUGAGAAUUGAAUUAAUAUUUAAAUAGCCAUUCUUGUUUUUUAUUUUAUUUAACUUUUUAGCAAGGACAGUUGAUGACUAUUUAUCACCUGCAGUGACAUUUAUAGCUGAAUAUUUCAAAAUGUCAUAAACAUUUGCAGGGUAAUUACUAAAUAUUUAUGAAGUGUAACAUUAAUAGCUUUUGCAAAUGGUGUGCCAGAUUUUUUAUGUGCAGUUUUAGCUUCAUAAGAUGAUGAUGGUAUUUUGAUUGCUGUAGGAAGUAUUUUUGGAAGUGGUCUAUUUAUGACAACAAUAAUAGUAGGAGCAGUCAUUUUAUUAUCAGGAAUUGUGAAAGUAAAGAUUUAACAUAUAAAUAUUAAGGCAGAAAAAGUACCUUUUAUGAGAGAUAUUGUAUUUAAUGGAGUUGCUAUAGUAUUAUUGAUGAUUUUUGCAUUUAUUGGUUAAAUUAAUCAUUACAUGGCAAUAGGGUUUUGUUCAUUAUAUAUAAUCUAUAUAGUUGUUGUUUUAGUGAAUGAAAAUAGUAUAAAGAAAAGUAAUAAAACAAAAUAAUUAUAGAGGAAAGAUAAGAUGAAAUUAAUUCAUAGGAAGAAAGAAAAGAAUAAGAAGAAAAAUAAUUGUUAGCAUAAAAAGAAUAAGGAGAAGAAGGAAAUUAAGCUAUAUAAAAUGCUGAUGAAGAAUUGAAAAAAGAAUUAGCAGAAUCUAUUCCUGAAUCUUUUAAGAAAUCUUUUGGAGAAAUGUCUUUAGUCUCAAAACUUAAAUAUGUUUAUAUUACAUCAUUGGAGUUUGUUCGAAAAAUUACUAUUCCUGCAAGUAAUUAAGAAAAAUAUGAUAAAAAAUAUGCUGCUAUACAUUAAAUUGUAUGUCCAAUUGCAAUGAUAGCAUUAUUAGGAUGUAAUAAAUGUAGAUGAUAUAUUUUAAUAGCAUUUUCAAUGGAAAUUUAUGAUAUUAAAGUAUGGAUAAUUUUAGAAGUAAUUGGAUUGUUUCUAUUUAUCUAUUAAAUAAUAUUUGAAAUUCCUAUAAUUAUAUUAUCAAUGGAAUGUGUUGUAUGCUCAAUUAUUUGGUGUAAAUAGGUUAUUUAAGUUUUAAUUGAUUUUAUUUUGGUAAUAAUAAAUUAAUUUAUUUAGUUAAUAUAAACAAUUACUGGAGUAAGUUAUUCUUAUUUAGGAAUGACAUUUUUAGCAUUUGGAAAUUCUACUUGUGAUUUCUUAGUAAAUACUAAAUUAGCAUCAAUUGGUUAUGGAUUGAUGGCUAUGACAGGAUGUUUUUCAGGAACUAUUUUUAAUAUGUUAUGUGGAUUUGGUGGAGCAUUGGUUAGAUUGACUGCUAUUGAAAAAUAUCCAGGAAUUGUUUCUUUUGAUUUAUUUAGAGAUCCUAAAAGUGAUUCAUAAACUGAUAUUGUACAUUACAAAUUAAUCAUAGAUUAUCACAAGAAUGAAUAAUUCUAUUGCUUAUUGUGUCAUCAUCUUUUCGUUAAUGAAUAUCAUAAUGACAUGCAUUGUUGUAAUUACUAAAAAGUAUUCAUUUAUCAUCUAUUUCUAGAUUCAAACUCACUAAAAAUUUAGCUUAUUAUUAUUUCUUUAUUUAUUCAGUGUUUUUCAUUUUCAUUACAACAUUAACAGUUGCAUUAAGUUCCAUAGUCAGCUAUUUAUCAGAACAAUGA